AUGGCAACCAACGGUGCUCCUAUCCCGGCCGCUCCCACGCGCGCCUCGCCCGUCCCUUCGGCUUCUUCUCCCACUCCCAACGGCAAGCCCUCGUCACCCGGCGGCAGCGACGUCAAGUCGAGUAACAUGAUGGCCGGCAAGGAAGGCAGCUCUCCCCAGACUGUCUCCUCGAAGGACCCCAAGGCCGCCGCUCAGGCUGCUACCGACAUGCGCAACAUCGUGAGAAGGAAGCUGACGGGCUACGUCGGUUUCGCCAACCUGCCCAACCAGUGGCACCGCAAGAGUGUCCGCAAGGGUUUCAACUUCAACGUCAUGGUCGUCGGCGAGUCCGGACUCGGAAAGUCGACUCUUGUCAACACGCUCUUUAACACUUCUCUCUACCCGCCCAAGGAGCGCAAGCCCCCGUCGCUCGACAUCAUUCCCAAGACGGUUGCCAUCCAGUCGAUCAGCGCCGACAUUGAGGAGAACGGCGUCAGGCUCCGCUUGACUGUCGUUGACACUCCCGGUUUCGGUGACUUUGUCAACAACGAUGACUCCUGGCGCCCGAUCGUCGAGAACAUUGAGCAGCGUUUCGACGCUUAUCUCGACGCGGAGAACAAGGUCAACCGCAUGAACAUCGUUGACAACCGCAUCCACGCUUGCGUCUAUUUCAUCCAGCCCACCGGCCACUCGCUCAAGCCCCUGGAUGUCGAGGUCAUGCGCAGGCUCCACACCAAGGUCAACUUGAUUCCCGUUAUCGCCAAGUCUGACACUCUGACCGACGAUGAGAUCAACGCUUUCAAGCAGAGGAUUCUCGCCGAUAUCUCCCACCACGGUAUCCAGAUCUUCGAGGGUCCCCGCUACGAAAUGGAUGACGAGGAAACGAUCGCCGAGAACCAGGAGAUCAUGUCCAAGGUUCCUUUCGCCGUGGUUGGCGCCAACACUGACGUCACCACUUCUGAUGGCCGGACGGUCCGCGGUCGCCGCUACCCUUGGGGCGUUAUCGAGGUGGACAACGAGGAGCACUGCGAUUUCGUCAAGCUCCGCCAGAUGCUCAUCCGCACCCACAUGGAGGAGCUCAAGGAGCACACCAACAACACGCUGUACGAGAACUACCGCUCGGACAAGCUUAUCUCGAUGGGUGUGUCGCAGGACCCGAGCGUCUUCAAGGAGGUCAACCCUGCCGUCAAGCAGGAGGAGGAGCGCACGCUGCACGAGCAGAAGCUCCAGAAGAUGGAGCAGGAAAUGAAGAUGGUGUUCCAGCAGAAGGUCGCCGAGAAGGAGAGCAAGCUGCGGCAGAGCGAGGAGGAGCUGUACGCCCGGCACCGGGAGAUGAAGGAGCAGCUCGAGAAGCAGCGGCAAGACCUCGAGGAGAAGAAGGCGCGGAUCGAGAGUGGCAGGCCGCUCGAGGAGAAGGGCAAGAGAAAGGGUUUCUCUCUGCGCUAA
This is a messenger RNA of Lasiodiplodia theobromae, 1425 nucleotides long. Its product is annotated as Septin-like protein spn1. Gene Ontology annotation, cellular component: septin ring; cell division site; microtubule cytoskeleton. The record is from RefSeq and is a predicted model, not a curated record. Gene Ontology annotation, molecular function: GTP binding; molecular adaptor activity; GTPase activity. Gene Ontology annotation, biological process: cytoskeleton-dependent cytokinesis. The transcript has 4 exons. Lineage: Eukaryota; Fungi; Ascomycota; Dothideomycetes; Botryosphaeriales; Botryosphaeriaceae. The coding region runs from base 1 to 1425 and encodes 474 amino acids.